AUGUCAACAGCCGGAAGAGGAAAAACAGGAGGUAAAGUCGGAGGUAAAGUCGGUGCCAAGAGACAUAGAAAGGUCUUGAAGGAUUACAUCUACGGUAUUACCAAGCCAGCCAUCCGUCGUCUCGCAAGAAGAGGUGGUGUCAAGCGUAUCUCUUUCCCAAUCUAUGAGGAGAUCCGUAACGUCCUCCGUCAAUUCUUGGAGCAUGUCAUUCGUGACUCUGUAGCCUACACUGAGCACGCCAAUCGUCGUACAGUAACUGCCAUGGAUGUCGUCUACGCUCUCAAGAAGCAAGGUCGUACUCUCUACGGUUUCAAUUCUUAA
This is a messenger RNA of Heterostelium album PN500, 321 nucleotides long. It is a transcript of the gene H4a, whose product is annotated as histone H4. Lineage: Eukaryota; Evosea; Eumycetozoa; Acytosteliales; Acytosteliaceae. Gene Ontology annotation, cellular component: nucleosome. Gene Ontology annotation, biological process: nucleosome assembly. Gene Ontology annotation, molecular function: DNA binding; structural constituent of chromatin; protein heterodimerization activity. The record is from RefSeq and is a predicted model, not a curated record. The transcript has a single exon. Bases 1 to 321 code for a protein of 106 amino acids.